Messenger RNA from Hippocampus comes (tiger tail seahorse), 3085 nucleotides. RefSeq names its product retinol dehydrogenase 3-like. The transcript is spliced from 6 exons. Lineage: Eukaryota; Metazoa; Chordata; Actinopteri; Syngnathiformes; Syngnathidae. Gene Ontology annotation, biological process: steroid metabolic process. The record is from RefSeq and is a predicted model, not a curated record. Gene Ontology annotation, cellular component: intracellular membrane-bounded organelle. Gene Ontology annotation, molecular function: oxidoreductase activity. Bases 611 to 1606 code for a protein of 331 amino acids.
CCUGAUAACACGAUAAGCUGUCCACUGUAGUAACUGCUGUCCCUGAAAGGGUAAAUAUGUAAAAGUGAAAUGAACGGCUUCUAAUCGUUGCGUUUCACAAAGUUCAACACAUCUUGAAAACAGCAAAUUUUGAAGAACACAUUUUCCUCAUUCUAGACAUACUGAUCAAAACACAUUCUUCCUAUCCGGUUAAUAAUUGACAAUAUUGACUUGAUCCCUUUUCUAUCAAGUAGAUGAGUUAUGCGCUUGUAUUCUCAGUGUUCUUUUGCCAUCCCUUCAUCCAUGACUCGCUUUUCUGCUCGUCAGGGUCACGGUGAACUGGAGCCCAUCCCAGAUGACUUUGAGCAAGAGGCAGCGUACUCUCAAUCUCAGGGUCCAUUAGAGACAAGCAAUCAUUCAGACUCAUAUUCACUCCUAAUGGCAAAUCAGAGUCUUCAAACAAUUACACAAACGAUUUUUUUUUUUUUAAUCCUGUGGGGUUUGCUGAGUACACGGCCACGUGGGCACAGUGAUUGAUAAUGUCAGAAGAAGGUGGGACACCAGUCCAAGACAACACCGCAAUAAAAACAAACUCUCAGGAUCUCCUUCACAGAGCUGGAAGUCUCCAUGCAUGUGGGAGAUGUUCCUGUAUAUCCUGGGUCUGCUGCUUCUGUGGUUUGCCCACAGGUGGUUCAAGGAAUCCAAACGUGUGUCAAACAAGGGAGAUAAACAUGUCUAUAUCACCGGCUGCGAUACUGGUUUUGGGCAUCUACUGGCCAAGCAUCUGGAUGAGCUGGGCUUCCGUGUGAUCGCUGGCUGUUACACCGAGAUAGGCGAAAAUGAGCUGAAGAAGGCCUCCUCUGAUAGAUUGACGACUCUUCAUUUGGAUGUCAGUGACUCUGUUAGCGUUGGACAAGCCGCGGCUCUCAUCAAAACUCUUGUAGGGGAGAAAGGACUGUGGGCCGUUGUGAACAAUGCGGGCAUCUCUGUGCCAGGAGCCCCCACAGACUGGCUCACCGUUGAGGACUACAAGGGCUUGCUGGCCAUCAAUCUGGUGGGAGUAAUUGACGUGACCCUGAGUGUCCUCCCUCUCAUCAAGAAGGCUCGAGGCAGGGUGGUGAAUGUGUCCAGUGUGUUCGGAAGGAUCAGCCUGUUCGGCGGUCCGUACAGUGUGUCCAAAUACGGCGUGGAGGCCUUCACUAAUUGCCUGCGUGUGAACUUGGCACCAUUUGGAGUCAAAGUGCUGUGCAUCGAGCCUGGCUGCUUCAAAACAAACGUCACCGACCCGCAGAUCUGGGCCAAAAGCGUAAAGGAGAUCUGGGAUAGAUUGCCACAGGAUGUAAAAGAUGACUACGGACCAGACUAUCUGGACAACACUGCUCUGUGUGUGCUCUCCGUUGUAGUCCUCCAAGCCGUCAAUGCACGACUUAAACUCCUAUCGGAUAGCGACCUGAUGAAGGUGGUCGGCUGCAUGGAGCACGCCAUCGCCGCCGUCUAUCCUCGUACACGUUAUUCGCCCGGAUGGGACGCCAAGCUCAUCUGGCUGCCUCUGUCCUACAUGCCCUCUUUUGUCACUGAUGCCCUCUUCCUCAAAUUCAUUCCCAAGAUUAAAGCGUCUGUGUACUAAAAUCCAACGGGGAUUGUUCUUUGGUGUUGCCAUAGUCAUCGUACUUAGAAAUGUUGAUGUCAUAUUAUCUUUUGUCAUUAGUGUUUGGUGACAGUGAAUUUGUAUAGCAGUUUUUCAAAAUUUGGGACCCUUGUGGUGGGUUUGGGGCUUUCCAAACCCCUAUUUAUGGCAUCUUUACUUUGUUUGGGAGACCCUGGAAUAUGCAUGGAACCAUGUAAUUAUCUGCUUUGCUGUCCAGAGCAUUAAAAGCACCCACCCGACCACCAGAGGUUAACAAAUACCACACUGCAUACAACAAAGUGAGAAUAGGAGGCUUCGGAAAGGUACCGGUAGUACUGCAACGAAACAGGUUUUGCGGUCAACCAAACAAGUCAAAUAUUUUUUCUACUACAUUACUGCCUUGCACUACGGUGUGUCAUUUCUGCACAGUAGGACAGAGAUGUGCUUGAUAAUGUGAGAAGAAAGUGGAAUUCUAGUCAAAGACAAUAGCCCAAUAAAACAAGUUUACAUUUAUGUUGUACGAUCUCUCAAAGCCAUCAUUUUAUUCAUUUGUAAAUUGUGUUCAGUUAAACUGUGGAUAAUUGUAAAAACUGACCGAAAAAAAUGGAUUUUGAUUCUGCCUUCUAUAUAUAGUUCUACAAGAGGGCAGCUAUUUCAUUUUGGUCCAAUCCUGCGUAAUAUUCAUUUGUAUUCCACUGCGCUCACAACAUAUAUAUAAAAAUCACAUUUACACAAUUUUCCAUCUGAACACAGAACCUUUCGACUGUGAGGCAGACGCGCAUACCACUAGAACAGCAGCGGGGUUAAGCGCAUUUAUUUACUGUAUUCAUUACAGUAUCAGAAAAUCUCCAGUAGGGGUCGCCACUUCCAUUGUAAUCUGCAAAUUUACCCGGAAAACAGUAUGUAAAUUAACAAAUGUGGGAAGAAAACGCUCGUUAGCAAGUUUGCUUUUCUACACUCACCCAAUGUCACUCAUUUAAUCUGUGCGUUCAUUCAGUGGAGCUCGCCUCUACCUUUUUAUGAGCCUCUGACGGGAAAUUUGCACGUGAGUUCCAAAAGCCCCAUUGGGAACGUUUACGUUCGGUUGAAUUUUAAUUGUGCUCACGGUUUUUACUCAUCGUGGUGCUGUUAAGGUCUAUUGACUGAGCACGUAAUAUCUAAAUUUGUAAGCGAGUGAAGCAUCGUUUAUAGUAUUAUGGUGAUUUGUUUAUCAACUUGUUGAACUUGUUUUUUGUUUCAUUUUAAUGAUGAGCCACAUAUAUAGUUGUCCUCUGCGGGACGUACCAGACAUGUGGCCAUGAGUUCACCUUGAAUAGAUCUAUCUUAGCGAAUUUAUGACUAUUACAGUACCUCUUAAAGCAGAACGUUUAACGCUGACUCAUAUGUCAUGCGAUUCUCCUGUUAGAAAGUCCAAAUUGUUUGCAAGUUUGUUUACAAUGUCAAGUUAGUUUAAUAAAUGUAUUCUUUUUUUUUCCAUUU